AUGGCUGAUGCGUUAGCUGUCAUCUACUGGCACGCCAAGGUCGACGCCAACGAUGUUGAGUUCGUUCUUGCACCUGCUGGCACACAUCCAGCGUCAGCAGCUUGGUCUUCGGGUGUACUGGGUGAGCAUACAAUGUGGGUUCUUGAUUUCGAUUGCUGUGGUGUCAUGACUCAGGAUGAAGAGGGUGUGGAGAAGGCGGCGAGGGCGUUCUACAGGAAUGAUCCUUAUUUCCCACGACCAGUGGGGGAGGACGAUGAAGUGGGGAGGGCGCUGUGGGAGCUCUUCAAGCAUAUGUUUUCUUGA
Recurvomyces mirabilis is the source of this 303-nucleotide messenger RNA. RefSeq lists its product as uncharacterized. The record is from RefSeq and is a predicted model, not a curated record. The coding region runs from base 1 to 303 and encodes 100 amino acids. NCBI's taxonomy places the organism in Eukaryota, Fungi, Ascomycota, Dothideomycetes, Mycosphaerellales, Teratosphaeriaceae. The transcript has a single exon.